AUGAGCUUUAACACUAGUCGUCAACCCCAGCCUUCAGACUCACUAGAGUUCAGCCAUAUCUCGCCAUGGGAGCAGCACCCAUGCCCUCCCUACGCUGCCUCGGGUCGGGGAGCUGGAGGCAGCAUCAACUCUGCCUUCUCGUCCCGCGCGGAAGUGAACACACCGCCCCCCGUGUAUUUCUCUCCACACAACUCCGGGGCCGUUCUCUUGCCUUCGUACUCUCCUCAGGCUCCUGGGCAGGACCUAGAGCAUGGCCAAAUUCGACGCGGGAAUCUCAGCGAGGUAGGCCCCGCAGCUGGUUGGCCCGUCACUCGCAUGAAGAUUUUAAAAGGACUGGGAGCCUUGGGGCUUGUCGUCGGCCUAUUGACCACGGCUGUGGUCGUUGCCAAAUUUGUCCACGAGCCUGACCCUCCCCGAUAA
Molecule: messenger RNA, 420 nt
Organism: Pleurotus ostreatus (oyster mushroom)
Lineage: Eukaryota; Fungi; Basidiomycota; Agaricomycetes; Agaricales; Pleurotaceae
Exons: 3
Coding region: 1-420 (139 amino acids)
Source: RefSeq, a predicted model, not a curated record